AUGUCGAAGAGUCCGUCGUCGCCGGUGUUCAUACCCGACGAUCUCACCCCCCAGAUCCUUCCGUCACUUCCCGUAAAAUCUCUCCUCCGAUUCAAAUGCGAUAAAGAAUGGUCUAUGGCUGGUUCCUGCAAUGGAUUGAUCUGUCUCGUUGGUUAUAAUUCCAUAUCCUCUAAGUUCUUCUCUAAUAGGGAUAUUAUAUAUCAAGACUACUGCUUGCGAUUAUGGAACCCAUCCACUAGAAAAAUAUCUCAGAAAAUUGGUUAUUUUCGUGAUUCACGCGGUUUCGUCUUCAAUUUUGGUUGGGAUGAUUCCACGUGCACGUUUAAAGUGGUUGCGUCGCGCUAUAUUCAUAAUAGUUAUAUGAAAAGGGUAGUGAAAGUUUUGACUAUUGGUGAUAAUGUUUGGCGAAAUAUUCACUAUUUCCCAGUUGUACCUCUUGGUUUGGGUUGGCGUGGACAACAUUUAGAUAAGGGAUAUGAAUAUGGUUGUGUGUUUUUACAUACCAGUUUUAACUGGUUGGCUAUUCGCAAGCGGGUUAGGUUCAAUUGGAGUUAUUAUGUAAAUGACAUUACUGUUGAGGACAUUGUUAUUGUUUCGCUAGAUCUGAGGACGGAGACAUACAAUCAGUAUCGGCUGCCUCAGGGUUUUGAUGAGCUGCCGCCUGAAGAGCCAACUAUUGCUGUGUUGAAGGGAUGCCUUUGUUUGUGUUGUUCUUAUAAGGAAACCGGUAUUGUUAUAUGGCAGAUGAACAAAUUUGGUGUUGAAGAGUCUUGGAUUCAAUUUCUUAAUAUUAGUAAUCACAUUGUUGGAUUAGACCAUGAUAUUUCUUUCUUGCCGUUGUUUCUUUCUAAGGACGGUGAUACAUUGGUAUUGUGCAGUUCUCAAAAUGAGGUAGCAAUUCUUUAUAAUUUGAGAGAUAAUAGUAUGCAGCGGAUAGAAGUUAAGGUGCACAAAACUAUUAUUGAUGAUAAAACUCACAAUUCGUUAUACUUGAGCCUAGCACAAGGUUAUGUUGAAAGCUUAAUUUCAAUUUGUUGA
Messenger RNA from Vicia faba (fava bean), 1038 nucleotides. Lineage: Eukaryota; Viridiplantae; Streptophyta; Magnoliopsida; Fabales; Fabaceae. The record is from the annotation of a GenBank genome assembly.